AUGCGUUUAUAUGAGUUUUUCCGCAUUCUGGGCGACCUUGCCCACAUCUCUUCCAAAUGUAUACUGAUAGGGGCUAUCCACCGGAACAAGAGCGCUGAAGGAGUGUCGCUUCUUACCCAAAUACUUUAUGCCAUGGUAUUUGUUACCCGGUAUCUUGACUUGUUCCAGGCAAGGGGCUGGAGGAGUUUUUAUCUUGUGUUUUUCAAGAUCUUUUAUAUCAUUUCUUCGUUCUAUAUCAUUUUCAUAAUGAUGAGGGUCUUCCCUCGGACACGCGAAAGAGAGCGAGCCUGGAAGCUAGCCUUGGGCUCGGUUGGGGUGGCUUUGGUUUUGGCACCUAUCCUGCAUCCCAUCUUAUAUGGGAAAUAUCCGCCAGAAUACGUGUUUAGUGAGAUUUGCUGGGCAUUUUCCAUUGUUUUGGAGUCUGUCUGCGUGCUUCCCCAGCUCUUGCUGUUACGUCAAACCACCGUGCCCACCGUCAUCAACUCCUAUUAUCUUGUCACAUUAGGGUCCUACCGAGCACUUUAUAUUGUGAAUUGGCUUGUGCGAGGGCUGGGUCCUGACCAUUACUGGGAUAGGAUUGCGGAUGUGUUUGGCGUCAUUCAGACCGCCUUUUAUAUUGAUUUCGCCUGGGUGUACUAUACGCGUCAACGUGUGAAACUGCGAAACGGGGGAGUUGUUGACUCCGAAGACUUUCGAAACGGCUGGCUCCUAGGCAAGGUCUUCAACUUUAGACAAAGAAGUAGUGUUGACGAAGAGGAACAACACCUUCGCGAUGACGACGCCGACGAAGUGAGUAAUGACGAGCGUCCGAGGAGUAAUCGCUGGGGUGCAAGAGGUAUCUCGAUUUCAGCGGAUGACACAUUAGAUGAACAUCGUCAGCCCGAAUCCCGCCAUGGUAUGGACGAUGAGAACAAUGGCGGAACGGAGGGGUUUGUGGAGACCGAGGAUGGACAUCUGGGAGACAUCGAGUGGACGCAUUCACCCACGGUACCAGGCAACCGUGAUUGA
Messenger RNA from Aspergillus tanneri, 1008 nucleotides. Its product is annotated as ER lumen protein-retaining receptor. Gene Ontology annotation, biological process: protein retention in ER lumen; endoplasmic reticulum to Golgi vesicle-mediated transport. Bases 1 to 1008 code for a protein of 335 amino acids. Gene Ontology annotation, molecular function: ER lumen protein retrieval receptor activity. Gene Ontology annotation, cellular component: endoplasmic reticulum; membrane; cis-Golgi network. NCBI's taxonomy places the organism in Eukaryota, Fungi, Ascomycota, Eurotiomycetes, Eurotiales, Aspergillaceae. The record is from RefSeq and is a predicted model, not a curated record. The transcript has 3 exons.